Messenger RNA from Suillus subaureus, 963 nucleotides. RefSeq lists its product as uncharacterized. Bases 1 to 963 code for a protein of 320 amino acids. NCBI's taxonomy places the organism in Eukaryota, Fungi, Basidiomycota, Agaricomycetes, Boletales, Suillaceae. Gene Ontology annotation, biological process: cellular response to oxidative stress. The transcript is spliced from 7 exons. The record is from RefSeq and is a predicted model, not a curated record. Gene Ontology annotation, cellular component: cytoplasm. Gene Ontology annotation, molecular function: quinone reductase (NADPH) activity.
AUGUCCUAUCCGUCAACAGCUCAAGCCAUCACGAUCUCAAAGACGGGGGGACCCGAGGUCAUUGAGAAACGCGAAAUCCCAUUCUCAAAAGCAGCCCCGAGUCAUCUGGUCGUAAAGGCAAGUGUCCAAAUGCCCCAAGCAUCUCGAGGAGCGCAGUUAAUUGUGCAACAGAAGGAUUAUACCAGUCUCUGGAUUUCCCAUUCUCGUUGCACUCCUACAGACGAGUCCGUCUUGAACGACCCGGAUUACAAGAAGCGUGGGUACAAGGAAGGUUCCCCGCGUUUGCAGUCGUUACGGAUUACCGGGUUCGCAUGCGGAAUACGUUUCUGCACUUGGAAAACGGUAUACGUGAUUCCGGAGUCGGUGUCGACAUUGACGGCUGUCUCAGCCCUCGUGCAAGGGUUGACGGCCAUUUCCUUCAUGGAAGAAUCAUACAACGUGCAAAAGGGUGACAUCAUCCUCAUUCACACCGUGGCAGGUGGUCUUGGACUGCUCAUGACCCAACUGGCCAAGUCGCGAGGAGCGACUAAAAAGCUUGCCCUUGCGAAAGCUAACGGGACUGACCAUGUGAUCUUGUAUAAGAGCGAGGACACGGUCGCACGUGUCCUGGAACUCACAAAUGGGGAGGUGUUCAUGCAAUCUUUGAUGGUGUUCGAGUCCGACCUCGUAAUGAUCAGGCGGAAAGGUACCCUUGUGUCAGUGGGUAAUGCUUCGGGACCCGUUCCACCAUUCGCUCCAUCAAACUCGUGCAAAAAAACAUAUCCUAGUAUGAACAACUAUACAUAUACUCCAGCAGAAGCGCUCCACUACGGAAAUGCAUUGUUCUCCCUUCUUGCCAAUGGCACCCUGAAGACACAGGUCUUCAAGGAAUAUCCAUUCACCACGGAGGGGGUCAAACAGGCACAAAUCGACCUGACAAGUGGAAAAUCUACAGGCAAACUUGUAGUCAAAGUCAACGAUUGA